AUGCAGAACAAUGGCAUGCAACUGCGGACAAUUCCAACGUGGGACCUUCACAAGAUCCUUCAAGUCGCAAUCACAAAGCGACCUGGAGUAGGCAUCGGGGAGAGCACAGGGCAGAGCCGACUCAGACUGGCCGUUGCUGCUCGGAGAUUGGAAGAGGAGAUUACACUUUUCAACCGAGAAAAACAGCCUACACCCGCCGAGCCCACUCCCGCUGCUGAGCACGACCCGGACGUUGAAAUGCCAGACGAGCCCGCCGAGCCGACCGCUAAGCCAGCACCCGCGCCUACUGAGCCUACUCCCGAAGAGUCCUCUAAGCCUGCCUCUAACCCCACGCCUACCCCUGCCGAUAUCGACAUAGAACUGACCGACGACGAUGAGAGCCCAGAUGACGACGAGAUCCCAGAGGGCCAGUUCCUUACCCCUCCGGCUAUCGUGCUCCCAUUAGGGCUCGGUACCACAAACACCAUAGACGCCAAGGCAUAG
Messenger RNA from Fusarium fujikuroi IMI 58289, 483 nucleotides. RefSeq lists its product as uncharacterized. The transcript has 2 exons. NCBI's taxonomy places the organism in Eukaryota, Fungi, Ascomycota, Sordariomycetes, Hypocreales, Nectriaceae. The record is from RefSeq and is a predicted model, not a curated record. The coding region runs from base 1 to 483 and encodes 160 amino acids.